Messenger RNA from Echinococcus granulosus, 546 nucleotides. RefSeq lists its product as hypothetical. The record is from RefSeq and is a predicted model, not a curated record. Bases 1 to 546 code for a protein of 181 amino acids. Gene Ontology annotation, molecular function: Hsp90 protein binding; protein-folding chaperone binding. Gene Ontology annotation, cellular component: nucleus; cytosol. Lineage: Eukaryota; Metazoa; Platyhelminthes; Cestoda; Cyclophyllidea; Taeniidae. The transcript is spliced from 4 exons. Gene Ontology annotation, biological process: chaperone-mediated protein complex assembly; protein folding.
AUGUCGGGUGAUGCUGUUUGCUCUUCACGCCACCCUGAGAUCCUUUGGGCACAGCGGCCUAAUUGCGUCUAUCUUACAGUCGCUCUUUCUGAUGUCAAGGAUGAGGAGAUUGACUUUAAAUCCGAGUCUUUUCAUUUCAAAGGAAGAGUGGACUCUCCAACACCCACGAAUUACGAGCUCAAAUUUGACUUCUACGCCGAAGUCGACCCCAAGAAGGCGGUUAGGCAGAUCGGUGACCGGGUUAUAACUUAUUGCGUCGAGAAGAAGGAGUCUAGUGUUUGGCCUCGGCUCCUUAAGGACUCAUCGAAGCAGCCUUGGUUAAAGACUGAUUUUAGUAGAUGGAAGGAUCUGGAUGAUUCCGACUCGGACGGCGAGGGUGGCUUUGGUGGUUUCGGUGGGGCUGGAGGCAAUUUCCAAGAUAUGCUCUCAAUGAUGGGAAAUAAGGACUUGGGAGAGGAGGAGGAGGAGGAGGAAGAUUCGGAUGACGAUGAACUCCCGGAUCUUGAAGAUCCUGCAAAGCCUAAGGCUGAGGAGGUGAAUUCGUAA